Diaporthe amygdali is the source of this 2199-nucleotide messenger RNA. RefSeq lists its product as uncharacterized. Bases 1 to 2199 code for a protein of 732 amino acids. The transcript has a single exon. The record is from RefSeq and is a predicted model, not a curated record. NCBI's taxonomy places the organism in Eukaryota, Fungi, Ascomycota, Sordariomycetes, Diaporthales, Diaporthaceae.
AUGGACACCGACGGUUCUCAAUGCCCCGAAAAUAGCAACUCGACGGACUGCCUGCUUCGAGCCCUGCUCCAACUUCUAAAGGAACACAGAGAGACCGAUGAAGCAGAAAUAGAUUGGGAUCCGAUCAGCUUCGCCUUUACCCUCCUCAUUGGCUGUCUCGCCACAGCUUUUGCUCUGGCAACUAUUCUGCAGGCUAUCUUUGCAGCGGGCAAGGGUCGCCGAAGAACCAGCCAUUUUGCUAUCGGAAAAUGGUCCCGAAAGACCAAAAGAAGAUGGGACUGGUCUGAGAUGAAUUUUCGAUUCACAGCAUCUACGCCGAUUUUGCGAGAGCAAUCGUUGCGGUUCAUGCCUUUGCGGUCAGAGGCUGCAGAAAGCAAGAGCCUAGACAGCACAGGAUCAUCCUACACUACUUUUCGACACAGAAUUCGAGGCUUGUGGGCUCAUGCCCCGUGGGUUGCUUCAUACCUUCAUCCUAGUCAAACACAACGCCCAUCCGCAGCAUGGCUCGAAUUUUUCGAGGAGGUGGGCUUGGAGAAAGUGGACACUCAGGCUUGGGGCCACAACGUGCGGGAGGUUUCUGCAGAGUACCUACCGGAUGACCUCGUGGCUGCCCCUGCGUAUGCUCAACUGGGAGCCAUUGUUGCUGCAGUGGCGACAGCAGGAAUUCAGAAAUUGGAAAUGGAUCAGCAAAGGUAUCCAAUUCUGCUUGGGCGUGGGUUUCAAGUCGACUUCCGCCAACAUCCAGUUCUUGGGGUGGUGGGCGCCUACUCGCGAUACGACAAGAAGGACGAAACAACAAGAGCACCGAAGUUGGAAAAGCUGAGAUCGACGAUGGAAUAUGGGUGCGGAAUCAUUGAUACCGGAGUAUUCAGUAUUGACUUGUCCACCAAGUCCAAACGACGACUUGCCAUUGAAAGAUGGAACCUGACCCCAAAGUCACUUGCAGUCGCAGCAAAGCCAAGCACGCACGGCAUAUUUGCUGUGAAGCUGGCCGCCAUUUCCGAGGUUCACUUGCCGCUAAUCGCUGGUCUGUUCGCCCUCACACCGAAACAUGUUCCUGCGCUAUUCCCAACCACGACAAUGAGGACUAGCCUCUCUCUCACAGUCCUUGCCCUGAGUGGUAGAUUUUGGGCAGAAGCACGUCUUGACAUAUUCAACCAAUCCGACAUCAUAAAAUGGCCUGCGUCUCACGUCACUCCAAGUUGGGAUGGAUUCAAAUGGCAUGAUUUCAUAGACUCAAGCUCAAGUUCAGCAAUCAAGGCCCUUUUUUCUAAGAUUUACUUCAAACAUCAAGCGGGGAAGCUAUUUGCCUCAUUGUCCUUGUCGCAUUAUGACAAACAAGGAGGGGGUUCAGCGGAAGAAGAGCCUGCACCGGCAGAAGCCAAAAAGGCGACUGGAGAAGCACCAGAACUAGCCGCUGAGGAUGCCAUAACUUCGGGCAACAAGCUUGGGAUUGAGAACGCCGUUCACAAACGAACUCAUAUUACUAAUGGCUACUGUCUGGCCCUUCAUAUGUGCGUCAAAUUUCUUCAGGGACCUGAGAGGUUUGAGGAAUGGUUGUUAGAGUCUUCAAUCGAUGAACAGAAUACCCUUAGAUGCAUCAUACUCGAGCAAAUCAAAGAAGUGGACACAUGGCUCCUAGAGAAGUGUGUGGAUCUCGAAGAUCUCAAGGGCCGGUCUAUCAUUUUGUGUAACACAACGAUAGCGUUUUCGCAGGCAGAGCAAAUGAUCAAGGACGGACUUUUCACUGCAUCGGAGUCAGAAACAACUCCGAGACAUAUUUCAAGUCAAUCCGUUGAACACAAUCAUUGCCAGAGCACAAAUCAGGGAGGGCCUAACCAAGAUACUGCCCGGGGACUUCACUUCACCACUCUGCAAGCGCUUCGCAAAUUGGUUGAUAACUUCGACGAAAAUCUGCCCGGCGUCAGGGAGCUGACGAAUCUCGUGGACUCCGAAUUUUCUCAAUCCAGCCGACUUUGGGAUAGGAUACGUGCAUUGGUGGUCUACCACUCUGCGGAAGAUGCACAAUGGCCGUUGUGGGACCAAUUUCACAGGGAAAGAAACAAUGAACUUCAUCGGGAUAUAAAUGAUGUGAUCAUUUAUCGCUGUCUCAUGAUGAUUCUGUUAUUCCGGACGGCCGCAGACAGUAGCAAAAUGCUGGAGUCAGGGCUGUGGGAAAAGGUGGUACCUAUCAUCUAG